This is a messenger RNA of Closterium sp. NIES-65, 2889 nucleotides long. NCBI's taxonomy places the organism in Eukaryota, Viridiplantae, Streptophyta, Zygnematophyceae, Desmidiales, Closteriaceae. The record is from the annotation of a GenBank genome assembly.
AUGCAUGUCCGCCCGCGUCACCAGGAGAGGCUGCUAGAGCGGUUGGAGGCGGUGGAGGUGCUGCGCAGGGCGGUGGUGGUGUUUGGCGGGGACUGGUUCCGGCUGGGCCUGUCCACGUACAAGUCGCACGACCUGCCCGCCUGGUGGCGCGCUGGCAUCCACGACAAGGGGCUCGUCAAGGUGUGUGGCAUCCACGACAAGGGGCUCGUCAAGGUGCGUGGCAUCCACGCCAAGGGGCUCGUCAAGGUGUGUGGCAUCCACGACAAGGGGCUCGUCAAGGGGCUCGUCAAGGUGUGUGGCAUCCACAACAAGGGGCUCGUCAAGGUGUGUGGCAUCCACGCCAAGGGGCUCGUCAAGGUGUGUGGCAUCCACGACAAGGGGUUCGUCAAGGUGUGUGGCAUCCACGACAAGGGGCUCGUCAAGGUGUGUGGCAUCCACGACAAGGGGUUCGUCAAGGUGUGUGGCAUCCACGACAAGGGGCUCGUCAAGGUGUGUGGCAUCCAGGACAAGGGGCUCGUCAAGGUGUGUGGCAUCCACGACAAGGGGCUCGUCAAGGUGUGUGGCAUCCACGACAAGGGGCUCGUCAAGGUGUGUGGCAUCCACGCCAAGGGGCUCGUCAAGGUGUGUGGCAUCCACGACAAGGGGCUCGUCAAGGUGUGUGGCAUCCACGCCAAGGGGCUCGUCAAGGGGUGUGGCAUCCACGCCAAGGGGCUCGUCAAGGUGUGUGGCAUCCACGACAAGGGGCUCGUCAAGGUGUGUGGCAUCCACGACAACGGGCUCGUCAAGGUGUGUGGCAUCCACGACAAGGGGCUCGUCAAGGUGUGUGGCAUCCACGACAAGGGGCUCGUCAAGGGUGUGUGGCAUCCACGCCAAGGGGCUCGUCAAGGUGUGUGGCAUCCACGACAAGGGGCUCGUCAAGGUGUGUGGCAUCCACGACAAGGGGCUCGUCAAGGUGUGUGGCAUCCACGACAAGGGGCUUUGUCAAGGUGUGUGGCAUCCACGACAAGGGGCUCGUCAAGGUGUGUGGCAUCCACGACAAGGGGCUCGUCAAGGUGUGUGGCAAUCCACGCCAAGGGGCUCGUCAAGGUGUGUGGCAUCCACGACAAGGGGCUCGUCAAGGUGUGUGGCAUCCACGACAAGGGGCUCGUCAAGGUGUGUGGCAUCCAUGACAAGGGGCUCGUCAAGGUGUGUGGCAUCCACGACAAGGGGCUCGUCAAGGGGCUCGUCAAGGUGUGUGGCAUCCACGACAAGGUGCUCGUCAAGGUGUGUGGCAUCCACGACAAGGGGCUCGUCAAGGUGUGUGGCAUCCACGACAAGGGGCUCGUCAAGGUGUGUGGCAUCCAUGACAAGGGGCUCGUCAAGGUGUGUGGCAUCCACGACAAGGGGCUCGUCAAGGUGUGUGGCAUCCACGACAAGGGGCUCGUCAAGGUGUGUGGCAUCCACGACAAGGGGCUUGUCAAGGGGCUCGUCAAGGUGUGUGGCAUCCACGACAAGGGGCUCGUCAAGGUGUGUGGCAUCCACGACAAGGGGCUCGUCAAGGUGUGUGGCAUCCACGCCAAGGGGCUCGUCAAGGUGUGUGGCAUCCACGCCAAGGGGCUCGUCAAGGUGUGUGGCAUCCACCGACAAGGGGCUCGUCAAGGUGUGUGGCAUCCACGACAAGGGCUCGUCAGGGUGUGUGGCAUCCACGACAAGGGGCUCGUCAAGGUGUGUGGCAUCCAGGACAAGGGGCUCGUCAAGGUGUGUGGCAUCCACGACAAGGGGCUCGUCAAGGUGUGUGGCAUCCACGACAAGGGGCUCGUCAAGGUGUGUGGCAUGCACCCCAAGGGGCUCGUCAAGGUGUGUGGCAUCCACGACAAGGGGCUCGUCAAGGUGUGUGGCAUCCACGACAAGGGGCUCGUCAAGGUGUGUGGCAUCCAUGACAAGGGGCUCGUCAAGGUGUGUGGCAUCCACGACAAGGGGGCUCGUCAAGGUGUGUGGCAAUCCACGACAAGGGGCUCGUCAAGGUGUGUGGCCAUCCACGACAACGGGCUCGUCAAGGUGUGUGGCAUCCACGCCAAGGGGCUCGUCAAGGUGUGUGGCAUCCAAGCCAAGGGGCUCGUCAAGGUGUGUGGCAUCCACGACAAGGGGCUCGUCAAGGUGUGUGGCAUCCACGACAAGGGGCUCGUCAAGGUGUGUGGCAUCCACGACAAGGGCCUCGUCAAGGUGUGUGGCAUCCACGACAAGGGGCUCAUCAAGGUGUGUGGCAUCCACGACAAGGGGCUCGUCAAGGGCAUAUUCUUGCACGGGUACGGGUCGUGGGCGGCCAUCAUGAAGGACGCGGAGCUGCCCUUUGCGGCGCUCAUAGCGCCCAGCAAGGCCGCCAAGGGCAAGGCAGGGCCCCGCAAGGCCGCGGCAGAGGCGGACGGCAGUGGCGCCGGCGAGGGAGGGAGAGGCGGCAGCGAGCAGGCGGACGAGGACGGGGCAGGCGGGGGAGCGGCAGGGGAGGGGGCACCGAAGGCGAAGGUGGUGGUGCGGAGGGUGAAGUACCUGGAGAAGAUGCUCAAGCGGCAGCUCAUCAAGCGCGACAGCUCUGGGCAGCAGCGUGUGCAUGGACACAUGGCGUCCGCUGGUUGGCUGGUGGGAGAUCCACACAGGGCUGGAGGUGGGGGGGAUGUUGGAGGAGGCGGGGGAGGAGUGAGCCUGGAGUUCACAUUGGAGAGGGGCGCGGGUGCUGGGGGAGUGGGUGGGGUGGGAGCACGAGGUGUUCAUCCUGCUGCUUCUGCUGGCGCUGGUGUUGCUUUGGUUGGAAAUUCUGCCAGAAUAGUGGGUGGGGGUCUAGGCUUGGGCAUGGGUGGAGGUAUGGGUGGGCUGGACUUAAACAUGGACUUGGAUGAGGAAAUAGAGGACUAG